This is a messenger RNA of Ylistrum balloti, 1371 nucleotides long. RefSeq lists its product as uncharacterized. NCBI's taxonomy places the organism in Eukaryota, Metazoa, Mollusca, Bivalvia, Pectinida, Pectinidae. The record is from RefSeq and is a predicted model, not a curated record. Gene Ontology annotation, cellular component: membrane. The transcript has a single exon. The coding region runs from base 1 to 1371 and encodes 456 amino acids.
AUGAUUCCCAACAAGUGGAGAGAUAUUUGCAAAAUCAAACUUACUAUAGCUUGUUUUGAUUCUUCAAUGGAAGAGAGUGUUAUCUCCAUGAUAAGAAACGAUGCCCCUACUUGCCUCACUUGUGACGUAAGACCAGGGGAUGUUUGGAACUUUCACGAUUUCAGACGUUUCAUGCAGGAUCAGCCCGGAAACAGAAGUUACGCCAUGACCGUCCAAUGUUUCAAUGGAGGAAACGUAACACUUCAAUGGCCUUUGCGUGCAAUUGGUCUGAAUUAUAUUUCUGUUAGCAACUGCCUGUUAGUUAAUUAUACGGAAGAUUAUUUUGACAAAGAUAUCAACCAGCUGCCGGAUACUCUAGCAUAUUAUAGCAUAACGGAUUGUAUCAUGUACAUUGAUGUGAUCCAUUUCUUGAACGUCACCAGAAACGUUAAUCAUGUUACAAAGGCAGCAAAAUGUGGACCUGAAAAAUAUCUCAAUGUAGCUAUCAACAGGAAUAUAUCCUAUCAGUUUAAGACAAUUCCGGAUUAUUUUAUUGAGAAAUUAAGUGACAAUUUGACAAUCCACGCAGCUCGAAACUAUCAUAGAGAGGUUUUGGUUUCGCCUAUUACAUGCAACUACACAAAACUACUGAUAAUUGACCAGAGUAAAUCAAAAAGUCUUGGAUCAAAACAUGAUAGCAUUUUACUUCAAAAUUCCAAAUAUCCUGUGCUGCGAAUUUUAAACCUUUCAGAUUCAAUGCUGAAUGUGCUACCCGAACGCUUGGACGAUUGGAGGUUGUAUUUUCCUCGGAUAAAGCAUUUAGAUUUGACGUAUAACUCCAUAAAAGAAUUCCAAACUGUAUUGGAUUAUGGCAUUGAGAGUGAGGAUCCUAGCAUAGGACUUAUUGAUUUGAGAUUUAAUGCUAUCACAACAGUUACUCGCGAUGAGCUCACGAGAUUACAACAUCAUCGAUAUGUAAAGAUUGAUAUACGAAAUAAUCCUUUCAACUGUGAUUGUGCUAUGGCUGAUUUUGUUGAAUAUUUCCAGGUAACUACGGCUGAAGAAAAAUUUGGUAUCUCAGGUCAGUAUAAAUAUCUCCUGCAUUUAAGGUGCGAAAGUCCACCUUCCCUCAAAGGCAGAAUAAUUGUGGAUUUGACCAUGGAUGAACUUGCAUGUAAUAAAACAGAAUUAUCAGAUGUUAGAUUUUACCCAGUCGUGCUGUUAGCUAUACUUACUGGCAUCCUAGCGAUUUAUUUACUGUUAACGAUUAAGCAGCAGGUGGAAAUGGUUGUCUUACUAUUUAAGAGACUGAAACGACUAUGUUUAUGUAGGCCUCGGCAUCAUCAUGAACAGUCCAGCGAAUCUAACGAGAUAGGUUUAGCAACGUCAUAA